Toxorhynchites rutilus septentrionalis is the source of this 4816-nucleotide messenger RNA. RefSeq names its product CCR4-NOT transcription complex subunit 3 (gene Not3). Gene Ontology annotation, cellular component: CCR4-NOT core complex; P-body; nucleus. NCBI's taxonomy places the organism in Eukaryota, Metazoa, Arthropoda, Insecta, Diptera, Culicidae. The record is from RefSeq and is a predicted model, not a curated record. The transcript has 12 exons. The coding region runs from base 1171 to 3951 and encodes 926 amino acids. Gene Ontology annotation, biological process: nuclear-transcribed mRNA poly(A) tail shortening; regulation of DNA-templated transcription.
AGUCGACUCGUAAAGAAAAAGAAAGAAAAGGUCCGUUCCGUCGGUACCAUCGCAUACAGCAAAAGUCCAAUCAACUCUCUGAAUAGCACAUACAGUUUUUCGCACACAGAGUGUCCCCGAAAAACGAACGAAAGAAAAAGUCAAAUAUUCGUGGUAGAAAAAGACAUUUUAAUCCGUUCCGUUCCCGUUUUCCGAAUGUGAUUGUAUCCGCAAAUUGUUUGCGUUCUAGUCCCUGUUUUACUAUUAGUAAUAAUUAGCGGUACUCGCGCGAUUCGGUGUAACAAUAAAGAACGCAGUCCGAGAAAUUGCUCCACGACCAUCACACACGGCCAUCUUGAAAGCUGAUCCCCUCGUCUUCGUUCCAACACAUACGUACACACAUACUGCAAUCAACGCAUUAUUGUGCGACGGUGUCAAAGAUACAGCAGAGACCAUUGGACGGAAGAAGGCCCGGAGAAAAAUCGGAGAUCCACCGAUCUCUUCUACGGCGAGAUUCUGGCUUAUUUUUCGUUCCGUUCGUUGGAAUUCCUCCGGAUUGGGUGAGCCCUAGUGUCGAGUGUCGGUUUGCCCCGAAAGUAAAGAAGUGGUGCUUUGAUAGUGGCCAGCAGCGAACAGAGGCAGCAGCAGCAGCAGCACCACUCGGAGGUUCCUGUUUUGUAUGUCUAGAUUAUGCCUGCUCCCUGCGACCAGAUGUAUACAUAGCCAUGGCUGCGACGCGAAAGUUGCAAGUGCCUGUGAAUACAUUUUCCGUUGAAAAGUAGUGCGAUUUCCAAAUUAUUCAGAUACGAAGACGUUGGUCUUAUGAAUUAGAUCAAUUAAAGUCUGGUUUCAACUUAAGUGAAAGAAUUUUCAAGAAAAGUGGGAGUGCGUUUUAGUUCAUAUGUUGCAGAUAUAUGGUCUGGAUAUGUUUCCAGUUCCUUGAUAGUUUUCAUUCGAAGCCUAUUGCAAGCGCACAUUUUGAAUGGGAAAUGUUACAUGGAUUGUUUACAAACCUGCUGUACGAGUGUAGUUGUCAAGCAUCUAUUCAUUUUUUGAAUGAGGUAGUGGAACAAUACUUCCCCCCCCCCGCGAGAAUAAUGAAAGGAACGAAAGAUGUCAAUGGAUCUGAGUCAAUCAACUAAAAUUAGUUGUCAACGGAAUAUAUUUUAGUAGGCCUGUACCAGCCGUAAGAUGUACAGCAGAAGCGUAAUUAACCGUGAAAUCGACCGGUGCCUGAAGAAAGUCACUGAGGGCGUAGAAACGUUUGAAGAUAUCUGGCAGAAGGUACACAAUGCCACCAACAGUAAUCAAAAGGAAAAAUAUGAAGCCGAUCUCAAGAAGGAAAUCAAGAAACUGCAGAGGUUACGGGAUCAGAUCAAGUCAUGGAUUGCAUCCGGCGAGAUCAAGGAUAAGAGUGCGUUGCUGGAAAAUCGACGCCUCAUAGAAACGCAAAUGGAGCGAUUCAAAGUGGUGGAGAGGGAGACAAAAACAAAAGCAUACUCGAAGGAAGGUCUCGGGGCCGCGCAAAAGAUGGACCCGGCGCAGCGAGAAAAGGAAGAGAUUAGUAGCUGGUUAACGUCCUCGAUCAGCUCGCUGCAGAUCCAGAUCGAUCAGUUCGAGUGUGAGGUCGAAUCGCUGAUAGCCGGCAAGAAGAAAAAGCUCGACAAGGACAAACAGGAGAAGAUGGACGAGCUGAAGGGGAAACUGGAGCGGCAUAAAUUCCACGUGACCAAGCUGGAAACGUUGCUGCGGAUGUUGGACAAUGAUGGAGUGGAGGUGGAACAGAUCAAAAAGAUCAAAGAGGACGUCGAGUACUACAUCGAUUCCUCUCAGGAGCCGGACUUCGAAGAAAAUGAGUACAUCUAUGACGACAUCAUUGGCUUGGAUGAGGUGGAAAUUUCCGGCAUUGGGGCAUCGAUUGGCACGGAAAGUAAUAACAGCAAUGAAACUGCCGCAUCUCCAAGCAGCUUAAUCUCCGGCACCAGUCCUGCGCAAUCUCCAGUGCUGAACUGUAGUGCGAGUACGCUACUCAACUAUAGCAGCGAUGUUUCAACGUUGAUCGACGGUAGUAUGAACGAGAAACGGCCGAAAGAUGUUAAGAUUACGCCGGUGAAGCCAACUGCAAUCCGAGCGGUUGGUAAGCUUGACCUUAACGCGCCAGCGAGCACUGCCGGAGUAAUUGCUGUGAGUAACAACAGUACUACCAACAACACGUCCAUUAACAAGUCGGGACUGAUCAGUUCGACGCCUAGUAAGACCCAUACGAAUGCUGCCGCAGUCGUCGCGGGGGCUCUUGUACCGAUUAGCAGCGGUAUCGUGGCACCCCAAGCACCAGUCGGAGGUAUUACCCAAACAAUUAUUGGUCCGGCAUUUGCAGCCGUUGCAAAGCAGCAUCCUAAAAAUGGCUCUAUUCAUCAGGCCAACAUAACGCCUUCGUCGACGGUAUCCUCUGCACCGAGUAGUCAGCCAUCUGCUGUCGUGGUGCCGAAUGCGUCUGGUGCAGUCGUUAGUAAUCUGAGCCAGAUUGUGAACGUAUCUCAACCUACGCUUAGCCAGCAGCUGCAGGUACAGCAACAACAACAACAACUGCAGACCACACUCGCAUCCGGUCUGUUAACGAAUGCGGCAGCAGUGGUGGCGGCUGGUAACACCGGCGGCAGUAUCCAAUCGCAACCCCAACCGCAGCAGCAAUCCCAGCAACAGGUUCUGGUUCAAAAUUCCAUACAACUGCCCCACGGUGGCGCUCUCUCGUCAACGGCUUCCGGAAUCGAGAGCAAUCAUGUGAUGACGACAUCGUCUGCGUCGACGAUUAGUAGUAGUGCGACAAAUAUCUUGAAUAAUUGUGCUUCUCCUGGGAACUCGGCUGUGAGCAGCAGAGCAUCUCCCAGUCUAAUGUCCCCGCAACAACAACAACUCUUGAACGGUCCUGCAUCACUCGGUAAGAAUGGCACCAAUGCAGUAGCAAUGCAUUUAUCAAGCACUUACCCGAUGUCCACAUUGAAAAACUUAGCCCAGGAAGUGACUAACCGAACAAACUGUUUGGAGGCUAUCGAACCAACUGCUGCCGGCGGUGGCGGUGGUGUUGGUGGUAUGGUACCGCAACAACCCUCGCAAGUUGGUGGACAACCUCAGCAGCAACCUCCCGCGUCUCAGCAACAACCCCAACCGCAGCCCGAUACGAGACAAGCGGGUAGUCAACCUGGUCAACAGCAACCUGGUACACAGCAGCCGCCAACACAAGCACAGCCACAACAGCAGCAGCAACAACAACAGCAGCAGCAGCAGCAGCAGCAACAACAGCAACAGACGUUUACUCUUGUGGACUCGUCUAGCAAUGCUAAUGCUCUGAUACCUACGCCGUCAUCUACUGCCAUCAGUAACGGGCCGAACACUAUUAUCAACACCAGUUCCAAUAUCGUCUCGAAUUCAACCAAUCCGAAUCCCACAAACACUAGUUUGAAGGUGAGCGGAACAAGCGAAGCGCACAUACCGCCGCUGUUAGGAGUCGCACCACUCGGACCAUCGCCAUUGCAGAAAGAACACCAGAUACAAUUCCAAAUGAUGGAAGCAGCUUACUACCACUUGCCAAUGCCAAGUGACUCGGAACGACUGAGAAAUUACCUGCAGAGGCAACCUGUGCAAACACCGCAACACUACCCACAGCAACAACUUCCACAUUCUGAUACGAUAGAAUUUUUCCAACGCCUUUCGCCGGAGACGUUGUUCUUUGUGUUUUACUACAUGGAGGGCACCAAGGCGCAAUAUCUGGCAGCGAAAGCUCUCAAAAAGCAGAGUUGGCGAUUCCACACCAAAUACAUGAUGUGGUUCCAGCGCCAUGAAGAGCCGAAAAUCAUCAACGAAGAGUACGAGCAGGGAACCUACAUCUACUUUGACUAUGAAAAGUGGGGCCAGCGGAAAAAGGAAGGAUUCACUUUUGAAUACAAGUACUUAGAAGACAGGGACCUGAAUUGAUCUACAAUGAUUACGGAACACCUUUUUUUAAAAAUAUUAUAAAAAAAUGAAAACAGAUUAAUAAAAAUCGAAAAAUAUAAAGAAUAUUUGAAAUCAACACGAGAUCGAAUCAAGUUAAGUAAGAAAUCGAAAAGUACUGUAUACUACUCAUAGCACGAGCACACUUCCGUAAUCGCGCAAAACAUCAACGUCUCGUGCGGCCGAUUUUGUGCUCAUGGUCACUUUUCGGUGAGAAGAUUUCUUGCUAGUCGAAACGUGUAUUGUCCCUGCUUUCGGUAUUCGUUGAAGCAAGGUCCCAAGUGGAGAGGAGAAGAAAGAUGAAAUACUAACCACUUUCAGCUGCCGAUUGGUAAUCGAAAUUGCUCAGAGCGUCGCCCAAAUAAAACACUCGACACAAUGUACCAGCACCCACGCAUUCGGUUGGUGAGUUAAUCUGUCGGUAUCACACUAUUGGUUUUCGAUUUCGUCUGGCUACGAAAAAGUCACCUUUAUCAUAUUAUCGCUUCUUAAGCUGCCAAUUAUUGGAUCGAUGUAUGUUUCGUUGUUUUUGUUCACUUGAAUUAAUUGUUCCUUCAAAUGCGUUGUUAUACAAAUUUAUGAAAUUGAGUUUUUGAAAAUCGAGUUUUUUUUCGAUCAAUAAAAAGUUUUGUAGCGAUGUGACAUGUAAAAUAAUCAACCCAAAAACAUAAUACUAAUAGGCACACACACACUUGCAGAAAGAGUAUAUAGAGAGGGUAUUCAUUUUGAUCCCUCAAAUUGUGAAUCAGCAGAAUCUUUUAGCAUUUAACGUAUGACAACUAGUUUUGCUUAGAGAUAUUAUUGAGAUAAAAGUAACAUUGUGAAAAAAAAACGAAAACUACAAAAA